GCGUCGUGGUCGCGCGGAGCCGGCUGCGGAGUGUCGAGAGGCAGUUCGGCGAACUGUCUGGCCUUUAGCUCUUCAGCCUUGGUUAAGGAAAUGACCAAUCAGUACGGCAUUCUCUUCAAACAGGAACAAGCCCAUGAUGAUGCCAUCUGGUCAGUUGCCUGGGGGACCAACAGGAAAGAAAAUUCAGAGACGGUGGUCACAGGCUCCCUGGAUGACCUGGUGAAGGUCUGGAAAUGGCAUGAGGAGAGGCUGGACCUGCAGUGGAGUCUGGAGGGGCAUCAGCUGGGGGUGGUGUCCGUGGACAUCAGCAACACCCUGCCCAUUGCCGCCUCCAGCUCUCUCGAUGCGCACAUUCGACUCUGGGACUUGGAAAAUGGCAAACAGAUAAAGUCUAUAGACGCAGGACCUGUGGAUGCCUGGACUCUGGCCUUUUCUCCCGAUUCCCAGUACCUGGCCACAGGAACUCACGUAGGGAAAGUGAACAUUUUUGGCAUGGAAAGUGGGAAAAAGGAAUAUUCUUUGGACACAAGAGGAAAAUUCAUCCUUAGUAUAGCCUAUAGUCCUGACGGGAAGUACCUGGCCAGUGGAGCCAUAGACGGCAUCAUCAACAUUUUCGACAUAGCCACCGGGAAACUUCUGCACACACUGGAAGGCCACGCCAUGCCCAUUCGCUCGUUGACCUUCUCCCCGGAUUCUCAGCUCCUCGUCACCGCUUCAGACGAUGGCUACAUCAAGAUCUAUGAUGUACAACAUGCCAAUUUAGCUGGCACGCUGAGUGGCCACGCAUCCUGGGUGCUGAACGUGGCCUUCUGUCCUGAUGACACUCACUUUGUCUCCAGUUCCUCUGACAAAAGUGUGAAAGUUUGGGAUGUUGGCACGAGGACUUGCAUCCACACCUUCUUUGAUCACCAGGAUCAGGUCUGGGGAGUAAAGUACAAUGGAAAUGGUUCAAAAAUUGUGUCAGUUGGGGAUGACCAGGAAAUUCACAUCUAUGAUUGUCCAAUUUAAAUGGCAGUCUCCAGGCCACUGCUGCACCGAGAACGUGGACUGAUCGUGUGACAUUCCUUACCGUUUCGGGCUUGUUUACAGGAAAGGGGAGUAUCUGUUGUAGUAAAAGCUUCAAUUUUGUAGAUAAUAUAUAUCUUUCCGUGUUCAUGGGAAUGGCUGUUCAUACCUUAGCAUAUUUUCUUAAUGCAAACACCUGGGUUGUUGUGGAACAUGCUUGUUUUCAUGACCCUGCACUGGAAGAAUUGAGAGAGACUUGGCACCACGUCAAAGUGGACUGUCUUCCUUGGAGGUGGAGAGAGCCAGGCACUGACAGGCUACCUGGGAAUGCAGCAGCCAGCUCCCGGGAGCUGAGACCCAGAAACCCUAGCCUCUUUCAGAAUUUGAGCCUGAGUAUUUGCGAGGGAAUGGUCUGUGGUCCUACCUUUCUCUUACAGCCUGUGUGUAUUAAAACAUCCCCUGCCACA
Molecule: messenger RNA, 1472 nt
Organism: Echinops telfairi (small Madagascar hedgehog)
Lineage: Eukaryota; Metazoa; Chordata; Mammalia; Afrosoricida; Tenrecidae
Gene: SKIC8
Product: WD repeat domain 61
Exons: 11
Coding region: 91-1008 (305 amino acids)
Cellular component (GO): Cdc73/Paf1 complex
Molecular function (GO): protein binding
Source: RefSeq, a predicted model, not a curated record